Messenger RNA from Macadamia integrifolia, 1501 nucleotides. Its product is annotated as stearoyl-[acyl-carrier-protein] 9-desaturase 6, chloroplastic-like. The coding region runs from base 264 to 1274 and encodes 336 amino acids. Gene Ontology annotation, cellular component: chloroplast stroma. The record is from RefSeq and is a predicted model, not a curated record. The transcript is spliced from 2 exons. Lineage: Eukaryota; Viridiplantae; Streptophyta; Magnoliopsida; Proteales; Proteaceae. Gene Ontology annotation, biological process: fatty acid metabolic process. Gene Ontology annotation, molecular function: stearoyl-[ACP] desaturase activity.
GCUCUCAUCUCUUUAAAAAGUUCUUGCUACUCUCUCCGAGAAUUAUAAAGCUUCAUAACCCCUUUUCCUGAGAGAAAAAAUUAAGCAAAUAUGCUGCACCCACAGAGCCUUUGCCACCCACAGCAACUUUCCUCCCUCAGUAACAAUGUCAAAACCAAAACCCCAGCCACCCGCUUCGUCAAACUCCGUCAACUGUCGGUUUCCGCCGUAGGAGCCUCCCUCAGCCUCGUCCGGCGGUGACAGGCCCAUCGAGGACACACUCGAUGCCACCUGAGAAGGUGGAGAUCUUCAAGUCUCUUAACGGCUGGGCCGAGGAAAAGAUACUCCCACUACUAAAACCAGUGGAGCAGUGCUGGCAGCCGCACGAUUUCUUGCCUUACUCAUCCUUGCCGAUGGAUGUGUUCGAGGGGCAAGUGCGUGAACUACGUGAGAGAUCGUCGGAAUUGCCCGAUGACCACUUGGUGGUGUUGGUCGGUGACAUGAUCACAGAAAAGGCCCUACCCACGUACCAGUCUUUCGUGAACCGGCUCGACAGGGUCAAUGACGAGACCGGUGCCAGCCCGGAUGCUUGGGCCACCUGGAACCGUGGUUGGACCGCGGAAGAGAACCGACAUGGCGACCUGCUCAAGACCUACCUGUAUCUCUCCGGUCGUGUCAAUAUGCCCAAGAUCGAGCGCACCAUUCAGUAUCUUAUCGGCAGUGGCAUGGACACGGGAACAGAGAACAAUCCCUACUUCGGAUACGUGUACACGUCGUUCCAAGAGAGGGCCACGUUUGUAUCACACGGCAACACAGCCCGGCUGGCUAAGGAGCAUGGGGACACAGUGUUGGCACGCAUCUGCGGUAGUAUUACAGCAGACGAGAAGCGGCACGAGAAUGCAUACGUGAAAAUGGUGGAGAAGCUACUGGAGAUAGACCCCUCCGACGCAAUGCUCGGGAUCGCCGAUAUGAUGCGAAAGAAGAUCGCUAUGCCUGCUUACCUCAUGUAUGACGGCCAAGAUCCCAAUCUAUUCGAUAAUUUCGCCGCUGUCGCACAGAGGGUCGGCGUUUACACGGCCGGUGACUACGCAGACAUUCUGGAUUUCCUGGUUGGGCGGUGGAAGCUGGAGAAACUGGAGGGUCUCAACAGCGCUGCCAACGAAGCCCAGGAUUUUGUGUGUGGUUUGGCUCCCAGGUUCCGAAAGCUGCACCAACGAGCGGAAGAACGAGCACGUAAGACGAAGCCACGUACCGUUGGCUUCAGUUGGAUCUUCGACAGGGAAGUUGCGUUCUAGAUCUUUCUGUAUCUGUAAUAUGAAUUCCUAUCUAACGAUAUAUAUAUAUAUAUAUAUAUAUAUAUAUUAAUGGAUGUAAAAUACAUACCUACUUUAUUUCAUUGGUACUACCCAUAUGGGUACAUCAUGUGUGGAGGUAGCCACAUGGGUAGAGAAUCCAGUCCAGACUAAAAAUAGUUAGGAUCAACUGAUCAAGUAGAAAAAGAAAAGACGUAUAGCUUCUUUCA